Messenger RNA from Brassica napus (rape), 1762 nucleotides. Its product is annotated as mitogen-activated protein kinase kinase kinase 20-like. The transcript has a single exon. Bases 443 to 1324 code for a protein of 293 amino acids. Gene Ontology annotation, biological process: protein phosphorylation. The record is from RefSeq and is a predicted model, not a curated record. NCBI's taxonomy places the organism in Eukaryota, Viridiplantae, Streptophyta, Magnoliopsida, Brassicales, Brassicaceae. Gene Ontology annotation, molecular function: protein kinase activity; ATP binding.
CUGAAAACCAAUAAAAAUAAGUUUAAAAUCAAUUUAAAUUUUGAGAAAUAAGAAAAAUUAAAAAAGAAAUAUACAACUAAAAAGGAAACAGUGAACAAUUUAACAGACUCAACUUCUUAUAAAUAAGAUAAAUAAGAAUGCAAAUUUGAAAAUCAAUUGAAACUUUGAGGAAUAACAAAAAAAAAAAGGAAAGAAGAAACUAAAAAGGAAAUUAAACAUGAUAAUUUAGUUCAAGAAGAAUUAAACAUGAUAACCAACGAAAACAAAAGGAAAGAGUGAAAACCCAAAGCGAAUAGUGAACAACGUACUCAAGUAGCUUCAUAUAAAUAAGAACGCUAGAGACUCCUCUCUAAAGCUAUCAUUGAUUCGAUUACUUGUUUCUCAAACCAAAAACAAACACACAAAAUAGAGUCAAAAACCCUAAUUACAGAGUAUUACCAAGAUGGUGAUGAUUAAGGAAGACAACACCAACAACAACAGCAAAGCUCCGAAUGUUGUUGGCCAAUCUUCUUCAGUACUAGAGUUUGUCUGUUUUCUUGGCCGAGGUAGUUUUGGUUCGGUCGCUCUCAUAAGAGACUCCAAACAAAGGUUACACGCUGAGAAAUCAUCUCCAAUAUCUUACAUGGAGAGUCUCAAGAAAGAGCAUAGGAUCAUGCUUCGUUUCCGUAACCAUCCACGCAUCGUCCAAACCACAAACCCUAAUCUUCACAUAGGUAUCAACCUCGACCAUUGUUAUAUCUACAUGGAGUUUGCCUCCAAAGGUACUCUCCACAACUUCAUCUCCCACUUCAAUGGCCAACCAGUGCCUGAGGUUUUGAUCAGACGCGCUGCUCUCAUGAUCCUUCAAGGCCUCGAGGCUCUUCACUCUCACGGCUACGUUCACUGCGACCUCAAGCCGGCUAACGUUCUCCUCUUUCCUUCCAAGAUUGUCGGAGAGCCGUGGGAUCUCAAGCUUGCUGACUUCGGUCUAUCUAAGGAGCCUUCUUGUACGAAUCCAAGGUCCUCCUUGUCUGGCGGUACAAAGGAGUACAUGUCUCCUGAGUCUUUGGGACCCAACCGAGUGAAGAUGAUUGGACCGGCUGUUGACAUGUGGGCUCUAGGGUGUGUUGUGCUUCAGAUGUAUGGAGGCUAUCCAGUGAAGAUGGGAGAAUGCUACAGGUGGAGGCUUCCGAGACUAGUAUCUCCGCUGGCCAACGACUUCUUGAGGCGGUGCAUGGCGUUGCAGCCCUCACGCAGAGCCACCGCAGCGGAUCUGUUGAAACAUCCUUUUGUUUGCACCAAGCCCAAAUCAUAUGAUUCAUUCAGUACUGUCCUCCUGUCUUAAGACACAUUAAUGUUAUGAAAAAAUAUGUUAGAAGACCGAUGAUGGCUCCAAGACCUAGAGAGUCGUAUUUAGGUUUAUUCAGUUUAGUUGGCGUCUUAAUAACAGUAUAAUUCAUGUCUGGUACUGACUUUAUAUUCUUUUUAUGUAUCUUUGUCUUUAAUAUCAGAGUAUAUUUUUCUAGAGUUUGAUUCUUUGCCUCUGUGAUUGCUAUUUAGAUGUUUUAAAAGAGAGACCUCUCUAAUAAGUAAGAAUCUAAUAUAUUGCACAGUUUAAACUAGUCAAACAGAAAAGCAUCAUAUCACAUAUUCGACAAGAUGUAUCUCUCAGAACAAGUGAAGUUUGUUUGAUUCAGAUGAGCAAUCAAGCAAUCAUCUAUCUUGACUAUAGUUUAGACACAAGAACAAGAUAACACACAUAAUAAGAAGAAAAAGAAAGAAA